AUGCGUGUCAAUUGCAAGAGCGAACACCCGGCAAAUUACUCCAAAUGCAGCGCUCUUAUUAACUACAAGGAAAAGAGGGAAAGCGACGCUCUCAGGAGAACUCAAGCGUGUAGGCCAGCACCAACACCAGUGCCGCUGACGAGGAGCUUUUCGUCAGCUUUAAAUACCACCAGCAUUGGCCCAAAUGUUAAAUCAACGUAUCCUCAACUCCCCAUUCCACCGUCAUCAUUCCGACAUCUGAUCCAGUCCUCACCUUUACCGGUUGAGCCUACACCAUCGUCGUCACCGAUCAGGCCUGCACUAUCGCAAUCACCAUUCCGGCCUCCCACCAGCCAGUCCGAUCCAGAUUUUAAUAAUCUUACACCUGUGACUUAA
This is a messenger RNA of Ctenocephalides felis (cat flea), 375 nucleotides long. Its product is annotated as elongin-A-like. The transcript has a single exon. The coding region runs from base 1 to 375 and encodes 124 amino acids. The record is from RefSeq and is a predicted model, not a curated record. Lineage: Eukaryota; Metazoa; Arthropoda; Insecta; Siphonaptera; Pulicidae.